CUACCACUAGACAGUGUUGAUGUCGUAGUUGUCAGCGCCAAAACAAACACAUUUACGACCGGAAACACGUAAGUGUGUUUGAGUUGUUUUUUUUCCGAUACACAUCGGGCCACACUACUACCACGACGCCACCAUGUAUUCUAUAAUGAUGUCUCUUUUUAAAGCGCACAGAAGCUAUAAUACUAUCAUUAGUGUGACAGAGAUAACAAGGUGUAAUUUCGUGUAUGUUACAAUCAUCGGUUUUCAUGAGUUCGUGUGUUCGGCUCUCUCUCUAUGUAGAUUGCCACACUCAAACAUCCACGUCGCACACAAACGAACGCGAAAAAACCGAACGAACGAACACACGAAGCCCAAACAGCGGUAACAAAUCCAAUAUAAAAAAACGUAGCACACAAAGACGUGAGGUUCAAGUAAAGCAAUCAUACAUACUUCGUGUCAGUAUUCAGUCACACUUGCUUUAAUAAAGGUCACUAACACCAAUACGCCACCGUUCCGCCGAAAAUAAAAUAAAAAUAAAAAUAAAAAACUACAACGAAAAACGCAAACGAGCGAACAGAGAAGCGAACUGAAAAAAAUACGGCAAGAAGGCGAAUUAAAAAAAUACACACAACACGAAGGAAGAAAUAACGCAGAAGUAAUCACAAUAAGUAGUGAAUAUAGCAAACCAACGCAGAACUCUGACGACCAACAACUACAGAAAAAGUUAUACUUUGGCAGACGAAGAGAAAACUGUUGCGAUUAACACGUUUCAAUUAUCAAAUUACUAAAUAAACAAAUUCAGAAAUUAUCAUCAAUAUUGUGAGAACGUAGAAAAGAAUAUAAAAUACACGCUUCAACGCUGCAGGAAAAUACAUAAUUUCUAAACGAAUAUGGCAGCGCAAAGUAAUCCGCCAGCGAGUUUCGGUUAUACGUGGGGUUUUGCAGACAACUCACGAUCAGAUGGCUCACAAAUUGUCGAAAUAUCACCGAAUAUCAAUUAUACAGUUAGCGAUAACAUGCCCUACUUGCAGUUAACCGACGGAGGUAUCACUGUACAACAAAAGGACGUAAAAGGAGCUAUCGCACACACUAAUAAAGGAGUUGUUCGCCGUAUGUUUGUAGUCAAUGAACCAUUUUCACAAGCGUCCACACAAAGCGGCAAUUUCCGUGUUAUUACGGGUAAUGCAGCCUCAACCGUUGGAAAGAAACAUGAUGUGCUGAGCAUUGGAUGCGAUAAAAACUAUCAAUCAGAUCAAUCUCAUUCUCUAGCCAAUGGUAUUCUGGACAAUAAGACGCAAACCGUUUUAACAUCGGCUUCGAAAAAUACGUCUACGUUUAUGAGCCCAAUCGGAACGCUUCAGUUAACACCUGAAGAAUGUAAUGAAAUAUUAAUGAAACGUGCCGCAGCAGCUGCGCAACAACAAAAUCAUACGACAAUAACGACCACUGAUGGACAGCACACAGAUUUUUUAAUACGUGAAGGUAUAUCGGUGCAAGUGCAAAAGGUGAUUCAAGGCUUGGAGGAUGCGGAUGAUUCACAAGCUACAUCAUCAACACACUGUAAAUUGGAGCCAGUGCUCGAGAUCAAUCCAAAAGAGGAAAUUUUAACAGCCGAAGAACAUGAAUUGGCUACGGGCGGUGCACCCAAAGAACGUCCAUAUGCAUGUGAAGAAUGUGGCAAGAGUUUUUUGCUUAAACACCAUUUAACCACACAUGCUCGCGUCCAUACUGGUGAACGACCUCACGUGUGUGUUCAUUGUGGAAAAUCUUUUGCACACAAACACUGUUUAAAUACACAUUUGCUGUUGCAUUCAACUGAUCGUCCAUAUCAGUGCAGCGAAUGUAAAAAGAGUUUUACACUCAAGCAUCAUUUGUUAACGCAUUCACGGGUCCAUAGUCGUGAAAGACCCUUCAUUUGCCAGGAAUGCGGCCGAUCGUUCCCAUUGAAACGUCAUUUGGUGACACACAGUAAAUUUCAUGCUGGUGAAAGACCUUACGUGUGUGACGAAUGCGGUGAAAGUUUUGCCCAGGAAAACCAUUUGAUUAUGCAUUCGCGAUUCCAUGGUUCGCUCAAUCCAUUUGUCUGUUCUGAUUGUGGCGCAACGUUUCCGCGAAAAUUCCAAUUGGUCAAUCAUGGACGUAUUCAUGGACGUGUACCACACUCUUGCACUGUUUGCGGAAAGGAGUUCUUGCAGAAGCGAACAUUAGUAGCGCAUAUGAGGUUAUUGCAUACAGGCGAUCAACCAUAUCCAUGCACUGCAUGCGGUGAAGGUUUCCGCACAAAAGCAGAACUUAAUCAGCACAACCGUGCUACACAUGGAGGAAUAAAUCCAAAUUCAGCGAAUACAACGAUCGUUGUAUCUGGAUCGCAACAACAACAAAUGCAUCAGCCCCAAACUGUAACUGUUGUCAGUCAAUCAAAUAAUGGCUUAGUAACUACUAUCACAUCGCCAGAGACAUCACCGAGACCGCAAUAUGCAUGCCGGGAAUGUGGUCAAGCUUUUAAUAGUCGCGAAGCGUUAGCACUUCAUCUUCGAUUACAUACUGGUGACAAGAGCUUAAUGACCGAUUUAUGUGCAUUGACUGCUGCAUUACCAGGUCAUUUCUUAAGUACGAACACAGGUGCAACUGUGUUAACGUCGAAUCAUUCAGUUGUCCAGCAGACACCUGUGCCGGUACAAAUUUUGUCAAGCGGACAAGUAGUACAACCAAUCGUUCAGAAUACACAGCAUCACCAACAGCAGCAACAUCAUCAACAGCACCAAAUGGUGCAACAUCACAAUAACACAGGUAUGACCGAAAUAAUCGAUGUUUCUGAAACAGGCCAUCAAAGCGUGGUUGUAACAGCACCACAACAAAAGCCGAAAACACAUUUCUGUACAAGUUGCGGUAAAGGAUUUGCUGCCAAACAUGGCCUUCUACAACAUAAUCGUCGGCAUCCGAAUGGUGGUUGUACUCUACGUACGCACGUUUGUGAAUGCGGUAAAGCAUUUUUCCAGAAGAAUCAUUUGAUGCUUCAUCAACGCCAGCAUUUGGAAACAAAACCAUCGGUAGCUAGUUUGCAACAGCAAGCUCAACAACAACAGGAUGCGCAAAAUCAACAAUUACAAAAUCAACAACAAGCUCAGAAUCAGGCGCAGCAAGCUCAGAAUCAGCAACAAAACUCACAACAAACCGUUCAACAGCAACAGUUAACCCGUGAAGUGUUAAUCGGAAAUCAACCGGUACAUGUGCAGGUUUUGCAAGGAAACACCGCACAAGUAAUCAAAUAUGAAAUUAACAUUCCUCAAGAGAGUCAACAAAUCGAAUGAACAAAUUGCCAUGUCGAUGAUGGAAGGAAUGAAAAAAGUUUUACUUAUAUAAAUAAAAUCUAAAUCUAAAGUUAUAGUUUCUCUUGCGAAUUUUUUUAAGAAAAAAAAAAACAAAAAAAAAAUGAUGAUUAAUAGAAGAGGAAAAGAAAAAUCAUAAAAACCAAGAUAACUUCAGGCCCUUUUUUGACUGUAAAAAAAUCAAUUGUAUACAGCGGCUCGAUUUGAUAGUUGAAAUUGAACAUAUAAGGAUAGAAACGAAACUAUAAAUGUAAACUGAAAUUGUGUAUGUAAUUAGAAUACAUAGAUUUUUUGCGGUCAGAGAAGUGAAUUUGCAAUCAAAGUCAAGGCUUUCAAAUGCAUAGUAAUAACACCAGACAAACAAAAUAAUAAGUUUCAAAAUCAUACACGACAUACGAAGCGAAUAGAUACAGAAAAACGCAGCUAAAGGAACAUUUUAUUUUCGUUUUCACAAAGAAUUUGAUACAGCAUUGUGUGUUUUUCUUCUCUCAAAAAGCUGCUAGAAUACUUUGCAAUCGGUGCGUGUAGCAAAACCAAAAACGAUUUUUUUCAACUGUUUACUUUCGAUUUAAUUUAUAUAUUAUGAUAUAUUUUUCUCUGCAAGUUCUAAAACUCGUGAGGAAUUUGAGAAAAGUGAGAAAUGUGAAAGAGAGUGUAAGGUAUAGGGAAAGCGUUGUUAUUACUUAUGAUAGAUGAAACCGACACAAUUUGUUAACCAAUCUCAAAAAUAAAAUUGCACACUGUCUUAAAAUGGAGAUUCUGAAGCACUCUGAGCGAUAGAAAGAGAGAGAAAAUAAUUUUAUGAACAUACCAUAUGAGUUUUUUAAAAACCAUUGAGAAAUUAAGGACAAAAUAUUGCAAACGUUUUUAUGGAAUUAGAAUGCAACAAUAAAUGCGCAAGAAUCUAUUUUUGAGAAUCACAAAAACACACCACCAACAAAUUUUAUAUCCUUUGUUUCACACAUUAACACACACACACACUCUCUCCACAUUUUUAUUAUAGAACUUGUUUUUUCUUUAUUUCUCUUCUUCAAAAAUCAAGCACAACAUUGAGAAUAUAGAAAGUUCAAGUCCAAGCACAUAUGCAUUCUCUUUUUUUGAUAAAACAAAAAAUAGACAAAAAUUUAACUAUUUCUUCAACUGCAGACCAACCAUUUUUGCCUCAAGUAAAUAAUAAUGAACAAUGAUUCGUUUUUUGUAGUUGCCAUUUAUUUUUAUAGGACAUAAUGAAUUGAAUGAUCAAAUUAAAAAAAUAGUGCAUUUAUUUACUACAACAACGAUACAACGUGUGCUAUACAAAAAAUGUUGUCAAUUUGUCCAGUAAAAAUUGUCUUUGUUUUAUUUUCAUCGAAAUUAUCGUAUUGUUUUUUAUAACACCAAUUCAUGUUUAUGAAGGUUGAAUUGCGUGAAGAGAUCGAAAUGAAAAUUAUUGUGCCACGUUCACUCACUCACAAAUAUAUACACGCUGAAAACUCAUUAAGAAGGAAAACAUUUUCUGAAAAACUAUCUAAAGAUAGUUGAAUCAUAUUCAUUGUGAAUUUAAAGAGAUAAUUCAAAACGGACGUAUGUAUAAAAAUUGUAUGUAUUUUAUAUAUGAUUUUUUUUUCUUAAAGUUUUAAUACAAAAAAAAUAUUUUUUUUUUCAUUUUGCUAUAAAGAAAAAACAUAUGUUUUCACACCAUUCACAAACACAGACACAAAAUGUAGCACGAAAUAUCAUCAAAAUGCACGUGCAUUUACACGCUCGUAUACAAAAUUAAAAUAAAACACCAAUAAAGACCGUAUGCGUAACAUGUACACUAAUAAUCAUUUUUUUAGUGAAUCCACAUUUGAAAUAAUGGCCAUACCGCUAACCUCUGCAGAUUUCGCGUAUAUUAAUUCAUUUAUUCGUGACACAGAACAGUAGCCGAUUCAAUAUAUUUUCACCAGUGCCAAGAGGCAAUAGCAGUCAUUUUGCUUCAUCGAAAUCACCAAUCAAAUGAUGGUAAAAAAUGAAAUUAUAAAUAAACCUAAACUUAGAAUAUGAGAUACACAAAACAGUCGGUAGCAAAAAUAAACAUGAUGAUUAAAAAGGAAUAUCUGUUUUUUUUUUAUUUGAAAGUUAAACGAAUAAACGGAAAACAAACAAAAACUUAUUAUAUAUGAUACAGAUAGAAUACGAAAAAAAUUAAUAAAAAAGAGUAGUUGAAAAAUAUACUAUUAACUUUAAGAUAUAGGUACGCGAGAAUUUAUUAUUGCGGGCAUAAACAAUAUUAAUAGUAAACAAUUUACGAUAUAAAUACAACCAUACAAAACGUUAAUCGUAAAUAAAAACAGUAACAACUGGAAAUAGGACGAAAUCAAUAAAGAAAACACAGAAUUGGAUUGGAACACACAAAAAAAUUGUACCAUUAAAAUAGAAAUGAUCUUAGUUUAGGCACUUACACGCGGAAAAACACACAUUUGCAAAAGAAAAUAAUUUGUUUAAAUAAAACAAAAUGAAUGAGGGUUAAAAAAGUAAAAAAAAAAAAUUUGUGAAGUUCAAACUAAACAUAAAGUGGAUAUUUUUACUAUACAAAAACAUAAAAAGAGGAAAGCAGUGAAUAAUAAUAUUGAUAAUAAUAGUAAAUGGUUUAUGAUUAAUGAUAAUUUAGGGUGUAAAUCUUAUCUAAAUAAAAUGAAAAACUAUAAAUAAAAAAAAAA
Contarinia nasturtii (swede midge) is the source of this 5989-nucleotide messenger RNA. RefSeq names its product zinc finger protein 250 (gene cg). The record is from RefSeq and is a predicted model, not a curated record. The transcript has 12 exons. Gene Ontology annotation, molecular function: RNA polymerase II cis-regulatory region sequence-specific DNA binding; DNA-binding transcription factor activity. Gene Ontology annotation, biological process: regulation of transcription by RNA polymerase II. The coding region runs from base 870 to 3290 and encodes 806 amino acids. Lineage: Eukaryota; Metazoa; Arthropoda; Insecta; Diptera; Cecidomyiidae.